AUGCCUAGCCUGGUAGUGUCAGGGAUAAUGGAAAGGAACGGGGGCUUCGGGGACCUGGGCUGCUUCCCGGGGAGCAGCAAGGACAGGGCGCUGCUGGAGGACGACCGGGCGCUGCAGCUGGCCCUCGACCAGCUCUGCCUGCUGGGCUUGGGGGAGCCUUCGGCCGCCGCCGCCGCGCCCUCCGCCGCCGCCGCCGCCUCGGCCUUGGGGGGCGGCGGGGCGGCGGACGACAGCAGCGGCGGCCAGCAGGCGCAGCCCCCGCCGCCGCCGCCUCCCCAGCAGCCCGCGCCCCCGCCGCCGCCGCCGCCGCCGCCCCCGCCGGCCUCGGCCCAGCAGCCGCAGCAGCCCCCGCCGCCCGCCGCCCCCAAGGCCGGCAAGCUCUGCGUCCUCUACAAGGAAGCCGACCUGCGGCUGAAGAGCAGCUCCAACACCACCGAGUGCGUCCCGGUGCCCAGCUCCGAGCACGUGGCCGAGAUCGUGGGCAGGCAAGGUUGCAAAAUCAAAGCUCUGAGAGCGAAGACCAACACUUACAUCAAGACCCCGGUCCGCGGCGAAGAGCCCGUCUUCAUGGUGACUGGGAGACGGGAGGACGUCGCCAUGGCCAGGAGGGAGAUCAUUUCGGCUGCUGAGCAUUUCUCCAUGAUCCGUGCUUCCCGCAACAAGGCCGGCCCCGCCUUUGGCAGCGCCCCCACCUUGCCUGGCCAGGUCACCAUCCGGGUCCGGGUCCCCUACCGUGUGGUGGGCUUAGUUGUGGGCCCCAAAGGAGCCACCAUCAAGCGGAUCCAGCAGCAGACCAACACCUACAUCAUCACGCCCAGCCGCGACCGAGACCCCGUCUUUGAGAUCACGGGGGCCCCCGGCAACGUGGAGCGAGCCCGGGAGGAAAUUGAAACCCACAUCGCUGUCCGAACAGGCAAAAUCCUAGAGUACAACAACGAGAACGACUUCCUGUCCAGCAGCCCUGACUCAGGCAUGGAAAACCGCUACUCGGAGGCCUGGCGGGUCCACACUCCAGCCCCGGGCUGCAAACCCCUCUCUACCUUCCGCCAGAACAGCCUCGGGUGCAUCGGCGACUGCUCCUUGGACCCUGCCUACGAGACGCCCCGGCUGAACGACCAAAAUGAUUUCAAUUACAGUUACCUCUUCCCUAACUACGGGGUCAACAAGCAAGAUCUAUAUUACGGGGUCCCUGAGUCGGGAGCCCCGCUGUGGGCUGGCCAGGAAAACACCAACCCGGUUUCCGUGCUCUUCUCCAAACAGCGCUCAGGCAACGCCAGCACCCUCCACCCCAAUUCGCACCGCUCCCCCUCGUCAUCCAUCCAAGAGCCCCCCCUCUCCGGGCUUCCGAGGCGGUCUCAGGGGGAGCCCCUGCAAGGGUUCUCCAAAUUGGGUGCUUCCGCGACCAGCCGGACAUCCCUCUCGAGCAGCCGGGAGUGCAUGGUGUGCUUCGAAAGCGAGGUAACGGCGGCCCUGGUGCCCUGCGGCCACAACCUCUUCUGCAUGGAGUGUGCCGUGCGGAUCUGCGAGCGGACCGACCCCGAGUGUCCCGUCUGCCACGCGGCAGCGACUCAGGCCAUUAGGAUAUUUUCUUAA
This is a messenger RNA of Thamnophis elegans (Western terrestrial garter snake), 1593 nucleotides long. It is a transcript of the gene MEX3A, whose product is annotated as mex-3 RNA binding family member A. The record is from RefSeq and is a predicted model, not a curated record. NCBI's taxonomy places the organism in Eukaryota, Metazoa, Chordata, Lepidosauria, Squamata, Natricidae. Gene Ontology annotation, molecular function: RNA binding. The transcript is spliced from 3 exons. The coding region runs from base 1 to 1593 and encodes 530 amino acids.